Molecule: messenger RNA, 375 nt
Organism: Diabrotica balteata
Lineage: Eukaryota; Metazoa; Arthropoda; Insecta; Coleoptera; Chrysomelidae
Source: the annotation of a GenBank genome assembly
AUGUCUGGACGUGGUAAAGGAGGCAAAGUUAAGGGAAAAGCAAAGUCCCGAUCAAACCGUGCUGGUUUACAGUUUCCAGUAGGUCGUAUUCAUCGUCUGCUGAGAAAAGGGAAUUAUGCCGAAAGAGUUGGUGCCGGAGCUCCUGUAUACUUGGCAGCUGUAAUGGAAUAUCUAGCUGCUGAAGUUUUGGAAUUGGCAGGAAACGCAGCGAGAGAUAACAAGAAGACCCGUAUAAUUCCUAGACACUUACAGUUAGCUAUAAGAAAUGACGAGGAAUUAAACAAAUUGCUUUCAGGAGUUACCAUCGCCCAAGGUGGAGUAUUGCCCAAUAUACAAGCAGUAUUACUACCCAAGAAGACCGAAAAGAAAGCUUAA